CUCCCCCCCAGCGGCCUGGUGGCACCUGGGAGGUGUCCGUCGUCGAUUCCGCAGACACUGAGCACCCACUGUGUGCCCAGCCCUCCCCAGGCGGCGCGCGACGGCUGCUCUCCCAUUUGUCCUGCCAGGCUGGCGCUGUGCUCAGCCCGGUUUAGACAUGAUGUUUGUCCGCACUGCAAACCUUGUGGGGUAGCUACUGUGGUAGUUAUUAUUUGGUAGAAAAGAAAAGCUGGCGGCCCAGCGAAGUUAACUUGGCUGAGAAAUCUCGGAGAGAAAGCGUGGGAAGACAGUGCUCACACAGUUCAAACGGCUGUGGUGAGGAAAGCAGACAGAUUUCUCCAUGGACAAUGGCAGCUACAAUUCAGGCCAUGGAGAGGAAGAUUGAAUCACAGGCUGCUCGACUGCUUUCUCUAGAAGGCCGAACUGGGAUGGCGGAGAAGAAGCUGGCUGACUGUGAGAAGACAGCUGUGGAGUUCAGCAACCAGCUGGAGGGCAAGUGGGCCGUGCUGGGGACCCUGCUGCAGGAGUACGGGCUGCUGCAGCGGCGGCUGGAGAACGUGGAGAAUCUGCUGCGCAACAGGAACUUCUGGAUUCUGCGGCUGCCCCCUGGCAGCAAGGGCGAGGUCCCCAAGGAGUGGGGCAAGCUGGAGGACUGGCAGAAGGAGCUCUACAAGCACGUGAUGAGGGGCAACUAUGAGACGCUGGUCUCCCUGGACUAUGCCAUCUCCAAACCCGAGGUCCUCUCCCAGAUUGAACAAGGCAAGGAGCCAUGCACUUGGCGUCGCACCGGCCCCAAGGUCCCAGAGGUUCCUGUGGACCCAAGUCCAGGUGAAAGGUUGGGAAAAGGCUCCGGAGCCCCAGUUCCUGCCCCUGACCUCUUGAUGCAGAUCAAGCAGGAGGGGGAGCUCCAGCUGCAAGAGCAACAGGGUCUAGGUGUGGAAGCCUGGGCAGCUGGACAGCCAGAUAUUGGGGAAGAGCCCUGGGGCCUCAGCCAGUUGGACUCUGGGGCAGGAGACAUCUCCACGGAUGCUAACUCUGGUGUCCAUUCCAACUUUUCGACCACCAUCCCGCCCACUUCCUGGCAAGCAGAUCUCCCUCCCCACCACCCGUCUUCAGCAUGCUCAGAUGGGACCCUGAAGCUCAGCACAGCAGCAUCCACAGAAGCAGACGUAAAAAUUGUUAUCAAAACAGAAGUCCAGGAAGAGGAAGUGGUGGCCACACCUGUGCAUCCCACCGACCUGGAGGCUCAUGGAACUUUGUUUGCACCAGGCCAAGCCGCAAGGUUCUUCCCCAGCCCCAUCCAGGAAGGAGCCUGGGAAAGCCAAGGCAGCUCCUUCCCCAGCCAGGACCCGGUGCUGGGCCUCCGGGAGCCCACGCGACCAGAGAGGGACAUUGGUGAGCUCAGUCCUGCCAUAGCACAGGAGGAGGCCCCAGCCGGGGAUUGGCUCUUCGGUGGCGUCAGGUGGGGCUGGAAUUUCCGGUGUAAACCUCCAGUGGGCCUGAACCCGAGGACGGUGGCCGAGGGGCUCCCUUUUUCCUCUCCGGAUAGUGGCGAUACCAUCUUAGACCCCAGCCAGGCCCCAAGACCCUUCAACGAUCCCUGCAAAUACCCGGGCCGGACCAAAGGCUUUGGCCACAAACCGGGGCAGAAGAAGCACCCGGCAGCGCCUCCCGGAGGCCGGCCCUUCACCUGUGCCACGUGCGGAAAGAGCUUCCAGCUGCAGGUGAGCCUGAGUGCGCAUCAGCGCAGCUGUGGACUGUCCGACGGGGCGGGCACUGGGGCCGCCUCCACCACUACUGGAGGCGGCGGCGGUGGCAGUGGAGGUGGGGGCAGCGCACGGGACAGCAGCGCCCUGCGGUGCGGGGAGUGUGGCCGCUGCUUCACACGCCCUGCACACCUCAUCCGCCACCGCAUGCUGCACACUGGUGAGCGGCCCUUCCCCUGCACCGAGUGUGAGAAGCGCUUCACAGAGCGCUCCAAGCUCAUCGACCACUACCGAACACACACGGGCGUGCGGCCCUUCACCUGCACGGUGUGUGGCAAGAGCUUCAUCCGCAAGGACCACCUCCGCAAGCACCAGCGCAACCACCCCGCGGUGGCCAAGGCACCCACUCACGGGCAGCCGCUCCCACCACUGCCAGCUCCUCCCGACCCCUUCAAGAGCCCCGCAGCCAAAGGACCCAUGGCCUCCACAGACCUUGUGACUGACUGGACUUGUGGCCUAAGUGUCCUGGGACCCACUGAUGGUAGUGGGGACCUGUGAGGACCCCCAACCCUCCUGUGGCCCCUGCAGGCCACACAUGUACAAAGCCCCGUGUGCAGACAUCAGGGUGGCCUGAAAGCUCAGAAGCAAAGGGAGACUUGGCAGAGAACCAAAUUUCCAUGUUGCUGAACUGAUCACUGGAAAGAAACUAUCAAUGCAGCCUCCACCUUAAAGAGUGUAGGAUUCCGACUGUGAGACUGAACACCGUAGUAGGAUCUUAAGUAAUUUAAUUACAAACCCUUUUUUAUUGGUUUUUUUCUUUAAUUUUUGAGGGGAAAGAUGGAAAACAGUAGCAACAGCAGUUGAAGUUCUGAGGUGUGCUUGUGGCUUUCAGGGGUGCGUGUCCACCUUAGCAGUGUUGGAAAGGUGGUCAGUGGGAGGAGCAGGCAAGGGCACUCACAGUCUUGGCCACACAAUCCUAUGCAGGUGAGUUCUGGUUCUGUCCAGGCUGCUGGUCUAGACCUUAGACCUGGGUUAUGAGGGCGCUGAGGCCUAGACUGACAGCUUCCGCUCAGCGAAAGUACUCCACUAGAAGCAGCACUCACCUUCUGAAAGGCCCCUAAAGCCUAGCCUGACUUUUCCCUGUUUUGAGCCAUCUGUGGUACUGUCUAAGGUGGUACUUCACUGUAGUAGUGUUAGAUCUGGAGAGUGUUGGGCCCUCAACCAUGAAGUCUCAGAAAGCCAGGGCCAUCAUCUUGGGGUAUAUGUGUUCAUUACCCAUAGAUGCUUCUGUUGACCACCCAUUGUGUAGUGUGUUCAUUUUCAAAAUGGUUCCACCCACAUCCCAUUCCAUUACCAUGACUGUGGGAAGCAGCUAGACAGGUGCUUCUUUUGAGGGAAGAGAUAAAGGGCUCAAAGAGGACACGGCCCUUACUACUAGUGCCGCGUGUUCCAAGAACUGGGAAGAGGUCAGCUGAGCCCUGGCUCUCGUGGAACAUCAGUUUAGGGAAGGAAAGAGUUUGAGGACUUGCAAAAGCUUUGUCCCACACAAAUGGAUCAGAUCAUCAAGACACAGAACUGCCUUGGCAGCUCACGCUGGCCAGCCAUUCCCCGAGUGUCUCCAACCCUCCCCCCCCUGCCCCGCCCCACGCCUCCGCAUCACUAGGCUCUCGGAGGUAGUUGGAAUGCCAGGUAACUAACUGGGUAAACGGCCUUCUCAGGCUUGCCUGGAGUAUCUUCACAGUGGAACUAGAGCUAGGUCCCAGUUUCUGUCAAAGCAGUGCUGUCCCCACAUAUAGCCAUUCCCGUUUUGUUAAAGCAGCCACCGUCCUCUUGCCCAAAUGGGUAAUGACUCCCUGAAGAGGGCAGAGACCAUGGCGCCCAUUCAGCUCCCUUCUGCGUACUUUUAUUAGAAAUAGACUAGUUAAGAAGAUUGUUUCUAUGUACUGUAUAUUUUGUACCUGUUUACACUUCUAAUAUUGAUAUAACUGAUAUUUUGAAAAACAAAUGAACAGAAAACAUCCUGUUAAAAUAAAACCUAACCAGCACCAA
This is a messenger RNA of Mesocricetus auratus (golden hamster), 3755 nucleotides long. RefSeq names its product zinc finger protein 746 (gene Znf746). The coding region runs from base 348 to 2264 and encodes 638 amino acids. The record is from RefSeq and is a predicted model, not a curated record. NCBI's taxonomy places the organism in Eukaryota, Metazoa, Chordata, Mammalia, Rodentia, Cricetidae. Gene Ontology annotation, biological process: regulation of DNA-templated transcription. The transcript has 7 exons.